Messenger RNA from Echinostoma caproni, 6699 nucleotides. Lineage: Eukaryota; Metazoa; Platyhelminthes; Trematoda; Plagiorchiida; Echinostomatidae. The record is from the annotation of a GenBank genome assembly.
AUGACUAUCAUUUUGGCCCCUUACGGAAUAAUGGCUGAUCUAGUGGGGCUUGCUCAAUCAGAAAAAAGUGAAGAAGAGCUAGUGGAAGAAUUCGAAACGUGGUCUAGUUUCUAUCCCAUUCGGGCGCAAUGCGAACAAGUUACAGACAUGAAUGAGCCCAAACAACCGUUUUGCGUGCGAACUUCACAAGAUGCACAUGGGAUUCGAAACGCGGGCAACCAAAGGUAUACCAAAAGCUCAGCGGAUAAGCGACCCAGUGUUACUGAGAGUUCAAAUGAACCGACACAAUCGCGUCCCAUUUUUGUUGACGUACUUAUCGGUGGAUUCCGGGUACGUUAUCCAUUCUGCUAUGUGCUACUUCCCGAGCCCAUCAAUGACCUUAAAAUCUGGGACGGUGAUAAGUCGUUCACCUGCGACGGUUCUUCGAACCCGCAACCGUCAUCGUGCUGUUCGCAAUCCGUACGAGUGUCCACUUUACCUGCGUCCAACGAGCCGUCUGUUACUGAAUCAUCUUUAUGGCGAUUGAAGAAACGAGAAUCUCGUCCAACCUUCCGACCACGAUCAGCUGAAGCACUUCAAGAUCACUUACUGUUUGGCAAUGCUACGUUACAUUCGGAUCUUUCAUUUGAUGUACGCCGUAUUUUCUUGGCCGAAAGAGUAUUGGAGCGAUCUUCCCAAUGCAUUUUGUCAUUUACACCACAAAGUUCGAAAGAAAUAACCGCAAAAUGUCCAAUCUUCGCGCGUACUGGAACAUUUGAUGAUGGGAGUUCUUAUCUUCGCGAGUCAGAACACGGGAGGUAUGAUCUAUCAGAAUCGUAUGUAUGGAGCGCACAGAAUCCCAGUGCCAAAUGUGAUNGUCCAGAGCGAGGCACAUCCAGACGAUCCUUGGUUUCUUUCCAUCAAAGUGAAAAUGUCACCAGACAAACUUUGAGAAAUUUGGUUCACGAAAUCGACUCGUUUUGUGAACGAACACAAAGCCCUAAUACGCCAAUUCCAGCAUUUUCCAUUCCCCACGAUCCUUCCAUGCCUACUCUGAGCCCACAACAGCCCACUUCGAGUUCCACUUCAACAGCCAUUCCUAAUGCGGCAGGGAAUUGCCAAGAUAAAUCAUCCGGCGAGCAGCAGACCAAUUCGGACCAUAUUUUGCAACCUCUAACUUCCGGGGCUGCUGGCCCAUCUGCUGGGAUCGCUGCUUCGCCUUCUCUACCAUUGAUUUCCGCUUCUGGAACAAUGGAGUGCAACACACCUAAUCCCAUUCUGGCGUCUUUACCCACAUCAACACUCCCAAAUGGCCUUAUUUCCGUCGAGCGUCACGGUUCCUCUAGUCCUGCUAACCAAACCAUGAAAUCUGCACCCCAGUCUUCUCUAUCUGUUGUACGGAAAUCCAUCCCGAAUUCAUGGCUGACAGAGUUGGCAACACGCGCCAAUCGGGUCGUAUCUUCUGAAAUUUUGAAAAGACCAGCAUUGUGUUUGUCAUCUGUCGACGCACAGGACUGUGAGCAGACGUGCCUCUCGGAUUCCUUGUUCCCUUCCGUUCUAAAACCUUUUUCUCCGCAGGGAAAUUUGGAGUUGUCGGAGGAUCCACCGCUUGACGAAAACUACGUGACAAAGGCCAAACGUGCACGACUUGUGGCCAAUGGACCCAACAUCAAUGAUCCAUUCUCGUUCAGUCAAUACGACAACUACUCACAAGGUAUCAUGGACCAUACCCAAAUAACAGACCUUCAGUUUGAUCACGUUCCCGUGACACCUGAUACGCCCCUUGAUGCCACGGAUUUGUGUGACGAUUUCGAAAGCGGUAAUAGUGCCGGUGAUCUAAUGCCUUUCUCAAGCUCGUCCAUGACAAGUGUCGCCAAUUUAAACAAUAACAGUAUUUUAGGAAGAACCUUGGUUUUAUUGCCGCCGAGUUUAGAUGCUUCGGAACAACUGUGUCUCCAGCAAGAUCGUGAUUUCUUGAAAGGUGUAAGCCUUGCUAGCAGCACUGGAUCGGGACACAUUGGACCAGCCGAAUUAGCCCUGAUGCUUCCUACUCCGCCAUCUCACGACGCUCCUCAACCGAGUCCGGUAGAUGGUGUCGUUACCAUCUCUGCCUCUACCCCCGCAUCCGGACCCAAAGGUUCAAUUGUUAAAACAGACUCACCCGUGGGUCAUCAUUUUGAAUCAUCCGUUCCAUGUACUACGGACCAGUCUGCAAAUACCGGACAUAUACCGUACUCUUGGUCACAGUCUCAUCUUCAAGCGAAUCAGACUUUAUUAUGUCUUGCCAAACAACCUUGUGCUUUCAGCUUUAAUUUUUCAGCUCUUGAUCCGGAUCAGGAUUGGUCUUUCUCUUAUCCUUGUGUGGCAUAUCAAGGUAUGAGCAACAAUUCCAAUAGACAAGAAAUGGAUUUGAGUGCAUUUAAAAAAACGCUUCCACAUUUGUCGUUCGCGUUCGAUCAUCGUAUAUUGAGCACUACCCCCAAGUCGAUGUCAUCGGAUUCAGUAACUGUUCCGGUUUCACUACUAAGUCCCGAACAGAGCAAUACAAUCAGCUGCACCGUUCCUGGCCAGCGACCCACUGGUUUAUUGUCUCCAAUGGUCGGCUGCGGUCCGACUCCACAACCCACUCACCGUGAGGGUUGUUUGACUGAGCAGAAAGUUCCCUCUCCUUCCCAAACGAGCUGGCCUCCAACUAACACGGUCCUCUCCAAGGCAGUCAGUCUUCCGUGUGUGUCCGACAGCGAUGCUGUCGCUAGCUCUUCGCCAAAUCGCGAAGAACUUGCUGAGCGUCUCCUUGGUGUCACAGAAGCUGAUGGCCUUUUGGUAAACAUAAUGCUCUCAGAUUCCAUGCUGAAUUUGUUCAAGGAUCAUAAUUUUGACUCGUGUAACAUAUGCGAGUGCACUUCCUCUGUUCUGGGUUCCGAAAUUGAUGUUUACCUGUGUAACCCAACGUCGACUUCAAAUGGCUCUAACUCCAAAGCUCCGCGAACGUCCACUAGUGGUAUGGGAAGCACAGGCGGCGCCGGUUCUGUGAAUGCAUUCGGAACACAUGAUCUAGUUGGCGCAUCUGGGUUCGGUUUCACUCGCGAUUGCAAGUGUGGUUUUAGUGCAGUGAUGAAUCAGAAGUUCGUGGUGAACGGCAAUCUAUUCUUUGAAGAUGAGAUAGAAGUGACAAAUUUAUCAGUCCGAACGGAGCGAGAUUCAGUGCGUUCCAACUACUCCGUUGUUCCCACCUAUCGCCAGUCACCUGGCUGGUGGAACUUUGCUUCUGCACAAACUCCUUUACCUCUCCUGCAAGAGAUAUUCCGCAGCGUGCAUGAUGAAUUUGCAGUUCGGCAUCUAUCAGACUAUCUCCGUCGCUGUAACUUGCCAUCUCCGUUUACUGUGGUAAAGGAAAAUAUGCUGGAAUACGAUGAUGCUUGCGCUUUGGUAUCGGCUGCCCUCGAGGAAGCUAGUUCAGUACGGGGGCAAACUACGGUCGACUCGGCGGAGCGCCGCAUAUUAAUCCAUCCGUCCUACAUGCUCAAAGGGCAGUCUCGGAUCCCAGAGAACCACAACGAUCAAAUUCGGUUGCUUACUACAAUGCGGCCCUGGUUGCAAGAGGCCAUAUCCUCCACUCGUUUACUGGAAUCAAAUUACACUGUUGAUGGUCCUUUAACGUGGAAGGCAUUCCACCAGUUGGCUGGUCGUGGAACGGAUGAAACUUGUAAACCUCAGCCGGUCCCUCAAAUCCGUGUGUGUAGUUCUGAUAAGGAACACCUCUUGAUAUCUCCAUUUGCGCUCCGGGAUUGGGACCGAUUAUCUCUGGCACCGUUGUCACGUCCUAAGCAAUUGUUUUACGCGGUCGUGAUCCCGUUGGAGUUGGAGGAGACGAACGAAAAUGACCAUAAAUUCAACUUGGCGAUUCCGGAUCAGAAAGACAACGUUUCCGGCAGUACAGGACAUUUGCAUUCCGAAGCGAAUGUUCGAGAGGCCGUUACAAAAACCGAAGGAAAGAAGCGGAUCACUAGUUGUUUGUCACGUUUCUUCCUCGAACUAUCACACACAUACGAAAAUUGUAAGCUGGGACAUCACGUGCCCUUCCAUAAACCGAACAUGAACCGCCCGGAAACCGCGUUCAUUCCAGUUUAUCCCCGUGAGGACGAAUCCGUUGUUUGUGACUCUACUCGGAACUCAGUUAUUCCGGUGGACUUAUUUCGCACCUUGGUCCAUCAGUUACAAGGCCAAUACUGCAGUCCCGAAGUAUUGCUAACCAAGUUGCAGAAUUACAUAACAGCUGCCGCCAGCUGCACUCUGAAUGUUCUCAGAGAACGGGGUGUUAAUGUCACACCAGAUAACUCGUCACAUCAGGUGACUGUUGCUUGCCCUCUCCAGCCGACGGAACUUUUCCCCAAAUCAGCCACUCACUGGACCGGCAAAAGAGAGGAAAUCAAGCGAGAGGUAGACAAAGUGACUUCGGACUCAAAAACAAAAGUUCGGUUCGAUCGUCAACGGACAGGAUCUACCCGAGGUCAUUCUUCCAUCAGUCCUUGCAACGGCCAAGGCUCGAUGACCACAUCUUUAGAUACGUCUUCUUGGAAUAAAACAAGUGACGCAUAUCUUGUUAUCUACCUGGUGAACCCUUUCUCUCAAACUUGUGUNGCGCAAGACAUCCUAUCGUCACUGCCGUCUUCUUGGCGUCCACGUGUAACUAUAAAAUUAUUACCCUUGGAUCACGUGACCACUGAUUAUCUACCCCAUUUACGUUCAAUGGCAUUGGCCAUAUACUCCUCGGUGAACCGCUUCAUUGAACCCACUCUGCUCAAUGCUAACCGUACGCUGACAGGCAUAGGGCCUGCUGCCGAGAAAGAGUUAAUUUCCAACGAAAAAGAGGGUUUUCACAAGCGGUCCAUCUACGCACCGGCUUACACACUUGUUGGACCUCAGGAUUCGUUGGCUCAUGCUGAUGUACCUCCGGACUCGGUCGAACGUUCCUCUGUGCUGUUUGUUGCCUACUGCCUCUCUCAGGAUCAACAAUGGCUUUUGGCCAGCUUCACAGAUGAACAAGGCAGCUUGCUUGAUCAAACCUUUAUCAAUAUUUCUGUGCCGUCCAGUUAUUUCACAGAUUUAGAGCUGCACAAAUCCCAAUGGUCCAAUCACGACCGGCAUUAUCCUAGUCCACGCCGAAUCGGUUUGGCCCUUUUGUGGGAUUAUAUGAUUAAUCUUCUCAGUCGAACGUCAAAUCCUUGGCGAGUCGUGAUUGGUCGAAUAGGAAGGUUAGGCCACGGUGAGCUGAAAGGAUGGAACGGGCUUCUGGGUCGCAAGAGUCUUCAAGAUGUUAACAAGUUUUUCCGCGAGCAGUGUGCAGCUUGCAGUGCAUCCGCUACUAUUCCAGCCUCAUUGUCCGGCAACGGAACUCGUGCAACACUCAAUCUGGUUAAUAGUUCAAGUGGUGCAAAUAGCUGCACGCAUGAAUUACCUUGUCUAGUCAGUGCCUGUUUGGUCUCCCUAGAGCCACAGAGCACUUUCCGUGUUUACCCUGGUGUCGGGGUCGGAUCCAGUGAGUCAUGGGGUGGAGGAGGGAUCGGUGGUGGAGGUGGAGGUGGCGGUUCUGGAAGUGGCGGCGGCGGUGCUACUGGUGGGGGAGGCGGUAGCGGUGGUCCUGGAGGAGCAUUUUGCGGUGUCUCACCAUCACCUUUCAUGACUCGAACGAUGAUGAUGGUUGGAAACAGCACGAGCGCCAGUGAUAUCCCUACUACGACGCACAUCCUUGUUUUCCCUACGAGUACCUCAGCCAGUGGACAUUCUGAACACGAUGCGUCAGCAUUAGCGGACGUCAUCUCCGGAAUGGGCCAGGAUGACAUGAACGUCUUCGAGUGGCUGCGCUCUGGCAACACUGAAUUGGGCGAUUUGGAUGCUCAUGGGAAUGCGGCCAUGCUAGAUGCACUAGACAAUCCGGCUGGACUCGACUUUAACCUUGCCGGUUUGAGUGCUGCCGUUGGGGGUGCGGUAGUCAGUGACACUCCUGGCAGUCGUUCUGGUGGUUGCCAUGGUUUGGGCGAUCCUGGAGAUCAUGUCCUUGAUCAGGUUGAUUAUUCCCGUGGCUAUGAUCGGGUUUCUGAUGUAGUGGGUAUGCACAGUUUGGCCAGCAACGUGAUGGAUUUAGCUGGGGGCAUGUGCAAUGGUCUUUCGGGGCCUGGAGGCCGAUUUGGAGGACGUGUAGACGAUCCAUCUCUUCCAUCCAGUCUUCUGAAUACUAUGCCAUUUGGAGCGCACGAUCCCCCGGUAUGCAUUUUUGAUAUGGACGAGGUUACCAAUCUCAUGCAGCAACCGUUGGCUAUGGGAUACUAUAUUUCCACAGCACCAACUGGACCGCUUCCCUCUUGGUUCUGGGCCGCUUGUCCCCACGCAAGUUUUCAGUAUCCAGUCUGCCUGAAAUCCGCACUUCAUAUCCAAACAAGUUUGGUUGGCAUGGAUGAUGCUGCCGCAGUUGCUGCUGUUGGUGGUGCUGUUCCAACCGUGAACUCGGGCCCUGGAGGUACUGGAGUGGCAGGUUCCGAUCGAUUAGCACACUUACUUGAUUCCACUAGUACAUGCGAUGUUCUGCGCUAUGUAUUGGAAUCGUAUAAUGCUCUGUCCUGGCUUACAGUCAAUCCAAUCACAAACGAUCGACGCUCAUGUUUGCCCAUCCAUGUGCUUCUCCUGUGCCAAUUGUAUCAGGCUUUGGAAGCAUUCAUGUGA